This is a messenger RNA of Nelumbo nucifera (sacred lotus), 2955 nucleotides long. RefSeq names its product XS domain-containing protein / XS zinc finger domain-containing protein-like protein (gene SGS3). Lineage: Eukaryota; Viridiplantae; Streptophyta; Magnoliopsida; Proteales; Nelumbonaceae. The record is from RefSeq and is a predicted model, not a curated record. Gene Ontology annotation, biological process: regulatory ncRNA-mediated gene silencing; defense response to virus.
CUUUCUCGAAAUACGCGCACUUACAGACGUUUCAACUUUCAACAAUAGUCUAUACUCACUCGGUCACUCUUCUAAUGUCAGUUAUCUUAUCAAAUUGAGUUAAGUAGGGUUUUGGAAUCCGGAUUCAGAAGCGCCGGCUUAUAAACUUGCUGGUUACUACACCGUUCCCUCUCUCUCUCUCUCUCUCUCUCCUUUGCUUCAACCCUCGUUCUCCGAGUUGCCUUUUCUUUUUGUUUGUUCCCUUUUCUCCGCGUUUCUUUACUGUGAUACCAUUUUCCGCGGGACUAUCAUAUUCAGCAAUGAGCCGAUGAUCGGACGGAAUUCCAUCUGAGGGAAUAGUUCUUCUUGAAGAGCGAGUAACAACUAUUACAUUUCACACUUCAAGUGACUGGACUAGCUCUCUGGGGUCUUGGGAUGGGUAGACUGGGUACGAUCCUAAUUCUUGGCAUUCUUUUGCACGGAGUUGCUGCCUUCAGACUCAGCCUGUGUUCUCAUGCUAUCUGGUCCGAGAUUUUACCAGCACACUAAGUAAUGGCUCCUAAUCAUUGGAUGCUGUAAAUAAGAAUAAAGAUUUUAAGUGCCAUCAAAAUAUCUGUGGGUACAAAGCACAAAUAUAAGGAACCACUAGGAAAUGAAUUCAAAGAAAAUUGAUGGCAAUUCACUGGACAAAGGAAAAAGUCCUCAAAAUGGGACUUCUUCUGCUGUUGGUUUCGGUAAUAACAGCCCCAAAGUUGACCAGCUUAGCUGUGACGUGGCUGACAUAAGCUUGGAAUCUACAGAAGAUGGAAACUGGGAGGUCUUUGCAAAGAAAUCAAAGAAUCGAUCUGGAACUGGUGCCGGAAAAUCAUGGGGUUCUCAGGGUUCUGCUCCUAAAGCCUGGGGCAGUGCAGAUACAAUUCAUAAGCUUGGCAUGGCCAGCAAUGGUGGAACAGGAUGGGCUAGCAAGGGUGGCAGUGGUGGAAUGGGUAAGGCUUCUGGGGGUACGUGGCAUGUCCAAACUUCUGAUUCUAAGAGAUCAACUGGAAGAGGUAAUGCAAAACCUCAAUCAUCUAAUAAGAAUUGGGAAACUGCUUAUAUGGCACCUCCACCUGUUAUACCUCCCCCUUUACAGAAUGGGUGGCAAUGGCCUGCAAGAAGCAGCUUGCAAUCUAAUGCUUCAGAAGAUGUGCAGAGCAAGGGCAACACCAUGUCAAAGGUUCCUGGUGGUUCUGCUGGAGAAGAUUUUGGGCAUGACAUGGGUGAUCCACACCCUGGUGAUGAUGACGACGAUGAUGCUGAUAUUGCAGAUGAUAGUGAUGAUGAUAAUUUCAGUGAUGAAUUUGAUUCCGAUGCAAGCCAAGAAAGCCAUGAGACACGCAAGAAGAACAAAUGGUUCAAGAUCUUCUUUGAAUCCUUGGAUAAUUUGACUGUUGAACAGAUAAAUGAGCCACAAAGGCAGUGGCACUGCCCAGCCUGCAAAAAUGGCCCUGGUGGUAUUGACUGGUAUCGUGGAUUGCAGCCUCUAAUGACACAUGCGAAGACUAAAGGUGCCAAAAGGGUAUUACUCCAUAGGAAAUUUGCUGAAGUGUUGGAGGAGGAGCUUGCAAGGAGGGGAACGUCAGUCAUACCUUCUGGGGAAGCCUAUGGGAAGUGGAAAGGUCUUGAAAAGACAGUUGCUGAUAAAGAAAUAGUUUGGCCACCAAUGGUUGUUAUUAUGAACACAAGGCUUGAGAAGGAUGAGAAUGACAAGUGGAUAGGCAUGGGUAAUCAAGAACUACUCGAUUAUUUUAGUUCAUAUGCUGCAGUGAAAGCUCGCCAUUCUUAUGGUCCACAAGGGCACCGGGGAAUGAGUGUCCUGAUAUUCGAGACCUCUGCAGUAGGCUAUUUAGAAGCUGAACGCUUGCACAAACAUUUUUCUGAUCAAGGAACAGAUAGAGAGGCUUGGGAUCGUCAUCGUGUGCCCUUCUUGGCAGGUGGGAAACGCCAGCUGUAUGGUUACAUGGCAUGCAAAGACGAUUUGGACAUCUUCAACCAGCAUUGUCAAGGUAAAACAAGAUUGAAAUUUGAAAUGAGGUCUUACCAUGAAAUGGUUGUGGAACCAAUGAAACAAAUGAGUGAAGAUAAUCAACAACUAAUCUGGUACAAGAACAAGGCUGACAAAGAACGGAGGAAUAAUAAGGCUCUUAAGGAGAGUUUUGGGAUAGUGAGUGAGAAGCUUCGAAAGACCAUGGAAGAGAAUCGCAUUGUGAGGCAGAGAACAAAAAUGCAACACGAACAAAAUAACGAAGAGAUGAACUUCCAAAGGCAAUUCUUUGAGGAUCAGAUCAGCAUUAUUCAUCAAGCUCUAGAGGAAAAAGAAAAAAAUUUUGAGCAACUGCUACAGGCAGAAAGGGAAAAAUUCAAGCAAUCAAAUCAGAAUUUCAGGAACAAAGAGGAGCAGAAGCUGAGGAAUGCGGAGAUAGCAAGAUUUAUCCAAUCCCAGGAAGCAGGAAUUGAGAAAUUUGAAGCAGAAAGAGAGAAACUAAUAAAAGCGCAUGAAGAUAAGAAGGCUGAGAUGAAGAGGAAGCAUCUUGAAGAAGAGGUUGAGGUAGAGAGGGAAUUUGAAGCUGCAUUAACUGGACUCAUGGAACAAUACACUCCAAGUGGUAGCAGCAGCUCUUGAAAGAAAGUUAGAGACACUGGCUGUCGUUCUUCAAUGUAAUAUGCUAUAGUGAAAAGGAUAGCAAGUGCACAUCUUACACGGGAGAUUUUCCUGCUCAUUUUCUUGUCUGCACCCAAAGCUGAACCAAUACACAUCUAGACUUAAUGGACUAAGAAAACAAAAAUCAUUUUCUUUUUAUUAUGGAAAAGUUGACAGUAAAUAUCAUAUACAAACAGAACCUAGGUUUCAAAGUGGGAAUGCUCAUUUGGUUCACCCAACCACAACAUUUGCUAAUAUUUUAAUUGAAAUUUAUUUUGGUCGUCCAGUUGGUUGGA